UAUUUUUUAUGCUUUUGAUUUUAAUUACUUUAUUAUUUAUUUCUAUCCCUUUUCCUGUAAACCCUUCAAAAGAGGUUUUUGCUGAGAAUCUAUUUGUUAGUCCUUUAAAUAAUGGUGAUAUAAUUACAAUUUUUAAUUUUACAUUAUCUCAACAAAAUAAUGAAGGUUUUAUUUUAAUUUUUAAUUUAAAGUUAUUAAAUUUAUUAGACAAUUCAAUUUACAUGCCUUGGCUUUUUCUUCACCUUUUUGAACAAUUUUUUCUAGAAAAUUUUAAAUUGACAAUUUCUCAAGGAUUUUGGCGAACGAAUUUGUGGGGCUAUCAACAUGUAAAUACUGGAGUGGCUAGUGGAACUGAAUUAUCUGUUAAAUUUUUUGACAAAACAAAAAAGUAUAUUUUUUAGGUAAAAUUUAGAAAAAUCAUUUUUAGUACAUAUCAAAAAUGGCAUGAUUUUAUACAUUUAAUUAAUGGACUAUUUUGUACCUCAAUUUUGGGACUUUUACCACAAUUCAGUGUUCAACCAAAAUUUAAUGAUGGUUGGUGGUAUGGGUCGCUUGGAGGGGAAUCUGUCUGUACUGAGAAUUUACAAUCGUGGAAAAGGUUACUUCCUUGUAAAAAGGUAAAUUUUUUUCUA
Meloidogyne enterolobii is the source of this 632-nucleotide messenger RNA. NCBI's taxonomy places the organism in Eukaryota, Metazoa, Nematoda, Chromadorea, Rhabditida, Meloidogynidae. The record is from the annotation of a GenBank genome assembly.